Zea mays is the source of this 603-nucleotide messenger RNA. RefSeq lists its product as uncharacterized. The transcript is spliced from 3 exons. Bases 1 to 489 code for a protein of 162 amino acids. The record is from RefSeq and is a predicted model, not a curated record. NCBI's taxonomy places the organism in Eukaryota, Viridiplantae, Streptophyta, Magnoliopsida, Poales, Poaceae.
AUGCCCCUUUGUUACAUUGAAGAAUUUCUGGCAACAACUGAUGAAUCUAAUGAAGAGCCUGUUUCAAAACAUUCGCCCAAGUCUGGAGAAAUUAUCUGCAAACACAAGGAUAAAGGUUUUGAGCAUUUUGCUCAUGGACUUUGUGAAAAAUGCUACAAUAAGUUCACUAAACUGUCGGGUGGACUAGAAGGUGGUUCUGUCCCUCCAGCAUUCCAACGAGCUGAAAAGAAAAGACUUGAAGCUGCUAAAAGGGCUGAAGAAGCUGCAGCAGCUAAGGAGGCAGCGCUGGAAGAAUCUCUUUGCGACACACAGAAUUCUGAGGUUGAGAGUGCCAUGACUCCUAGAAAGGGUUUAAGUGGAGAUAAAUCUUCAAAAAUGGGAUCUGAGGGACUCAUAAAUGACUCUAUGCCACCCAAGGAUCCUGAAGAGGGAGGUUUGUUACUUCCUGAAUCAUCAUGCACUGCAGUAAUUUCAGUUUUCUUCUUUUGAAUCCUUGUUUGAAAGCUGAAUGCUAUCUUAUGAAACUGGUUCUGACAGGGUUACAGAGGAGAGAGAAGGUUGGUGCUCUGAUCCUCAUGUCCCCCCGUGCGCUGGGUAUGUAAU